Fusarium pseudograminearum CS3096 is the source of this 1083-nucleotide messenger RNA. RefSeq lists its product as uncharacterized. Bases 1 to 1083 code for a protein of 360 amino acids. Gene Ontology annotation, cellular component: membrane. Gene Ontology annotation, molecular function: glycosyltransferase activity. The record is from RefSeq and is a predicted model, not a curated record. Lineage: Eukaryota; Fungi; Ascomycota; Sordariomycetes; Hypocreales; Nectriaceae. The transcript has 2 exons.
AUGUUGAAGCCUUCAGUCUCCUUCAUGGAGAAAGCGAAGCCCCUUAGGAGGAAGGUGGCGGAUAAAGUUGAGUGGGUAAAGGCUCAUGCACCAGAGCUUGUCAAGUCGCGAGCUUUUCGAAAGACAACUACUAUCCUAGCUGCUUUUACUUUGGCCGUCUUGUUGAUCGUUCUUACGGGAAAGUACACCAACGCAGGGUGGUUCAUACCAAAGGUCAUCCAAAAAAUUGGACGGUAUCCGACGUGUCAGAGUAAGGGGAUCAAUGGAACACAAGAAAUUUGGGAUGUGUCGAGGCACAAAUACGAAAACCUGCGAGACGACAAGUUCACCAUCGCCAUGCAGACAUAUCAGCGACCAAAGGAACUCGAAGAGACCCUCAACAUUAUUCUCAGCGAAGAGAUCCCUUCGCUUCUCGAGAUAGUCAUCGUCUGGAACGAUCUCGAAAACCACCCCCCACCGGACUUCGUUUCCAAGCACGGCGUCCCCGUUCGAUACCGAAAGUCGAAGCGCAACAGCCUCAAUGAAAAGCUCUGGCCCGAUCCCGAGUACAAGACACAGGCGAUCCUGCUCUCAGAUGAUGAUGUGUACUACCGACCCAACGAUCUCGAGUUCGUCUUCCAGACAUGGCGCAAGUUCGGUAAGAAUCGAAUGGUUGGCGCUCUUGCUCGAUGUACACCCGUGGACACGUUCGGAUACCAUCACUAUACUUUCUGCUCGAGCAAGAAGGGACAGGACGACUAUAACAUGGUUCUGACGAAUCUUGCCUUUUCGCAUAUCUCGUUCCUCGACUAUUAUUCGUCCAACGAUACCAUCAUGACGCAGAUCAGGGAUUACGUCGACGAGGGCUUCAACUGCGAGGAUCUUGCGUUGAACUAUGUCCACGGACUGCUCACAGGCGAAGGACCGCUUCUCAUCAGUGGACAUGAAAAGUAUUAUAAUUUUGUCCCUCGGGUGGGAAUUAGCAUGAAGAAGGGCCAUAUCGAGGCGAGAAGUGCUUGUCUCAAUCACUUUUCCAAGAUGUUUGGAUGCCACCCUUUGGUUGACGAGACAGGCUACAUCCAGCGUGGUGUUCUAGUGAUGUGA